Tetrahymena thermophila SB210 is the source of this 2052-nucleotide messenger RNA. RefSeq lists its product as hypothetical. The transcript has a single exon. The record is from RefSeq and is a predicted model, not a curated record. NCBI's taxonomy places the organism in Eukaryota, Ciliophora, Oligohymenophorea, Hymenostomatida, Tetrahymenidae.
CAAAAAUUUAAUUAGAGUUUAAUAGGCAAAGUAUAAAAGGUAUAAAUAAGAUGAAUCAAAUUUUAAGAUUUAGCCAACUUGCAUAUAGAAAAUAAGUAAACAAUAGGAUAAACUUGAUUUGCAAUAUCAACAAAUUUUUUUCAGUCAGUUAGCAGUCUCCAUAAUUAAUAAAUGUUACUAAAAUGCAGCUUUAAUAAUUUGGAAUUAAUAAAUAAACAAAAUAAUUUAAUUCUACAAGAGAAUAUAAUGACUUAGAGAAAUAUAUGAUAGUAAAAAGAAAAAGCAUUUUAACUAUGGGAAGGAUCUCAGAGUUGAAAGGCAUUGAAGUUUAAAGAAUUUUAUCAUAGUCAAGCUAAAAUUUUAUGAAAGAUUUAGAAAAAUAUAAUCCAAUAGACAUAAUUAACCUAUUAUUGCUAGAUCAUUCUGCUUUUAAGCAUAACCAAAAGGAAUUAGUUAACUACAUCACUUUAAAGCUCUAAAAUAAUAGUCUUAAUAGCAAAGAGUAUAUUUAUCUAGUUAGGAGCUCUAUGUUUUGCUUAAACAAUAAAAGUUGUGAAUAGCAAUUAACAAUGCACAUUAAUAAUAUUUUAUAAAAAUCUAGUGAAUUUAUGAAAUUAUCUCCUUACACUGCAUGCUAAUUACUUAUAAUCUACUAUUAAUAAAUUAAAAAAUAAUACAAGCUAUUUGACAAAGAAAACAAUUUUUUAAUUAAAUCAUAAUAGCAAUAAGUUAAAAUAGAAUAACAAUUUAGAUAAUAAUACAUGAUGGAAAAUUAAAUAGGUUCAGAUAAGCUUUUAUAUGAGGUUAUAAUAGAAAAUACUUUAGCAAUGAACUAUUCAAAUGAAUAGUUACUAGAUUUAAUUUCAGAAUUAGUGUAUAUAGGAAAAUUUUAAAGAUAAGAUUUGUUGCUAAAGAUUUUCAAUGCCCUUGAUUUAAAUUAAAUCAAUUUGUAAUAACUAAUUCAGCUUUUUAUUAAUACAACUUCUAAAAACGUUAAUGUUGAUGAUAAAAUUUAUAAUGUAUUCUUACAAAAGGUAAAAAACAAUAUUUAAAUUAAUGAAAACCAACAAAAAAGUUAAUUAUAAGAAAAUCAAUAGAAAAAAGCAAACUAUUCUUACAUAUAGUCAAAUCAAGAUGUAUUAAAGUUUAUUUAAGGAGAUGAACAAAAUAAAAGUCCCACUUUGCUAUUUCAAGAUGAAAUAGAAGAAACAAACCCUCCACUUAAUCCUUAAGCUAAAGUUGAUGUCUUAUGGAUUUUAAUCAGAAAUUACAGCAAUAAAAAUGAGGAACUGUAUGAAUCUUUAUUUAAAAGCAUAAAUUAAGAUAUCCAGUAAUUAUAAAUAAGACAUUUGCUAUCUCUUUUGUAAUGCUUUAUCGGAUAUCAAAUGAAUAAAAAUAUAGAAUAUGUCUAUAAUGAAAAUAGUAAUUUUAAAUUCAAUCCAAGCUAAAAUUUAAUAGACUUACCUUUAGUUGUGAAAAUGCUUAUUUCAAGAAUGCAGAUGACUAAGCAACCCCUCUCUGAAAAGCAAAAUUGCUCAUUAUAUUUAAACUUAAUUUACCUGAUAAAUACAAAAUAAAUAAGCUAAAACUAUUUCAAACCCUCCUUCUUAGCUGAUUUAUACUCUUUUUAUAAAAAAUAUGCAAUAGCAAACGAUAACCCUUCUAAAACAGAAGAUAAAUUUAUGGCUGUUUUUUAAAAGCUUCAAAAAGAAAACCUCAUACAAGAUUAAAUCUAAAGAGGAGUCUUAAUAGAUGACAUCUAUAUUGUUGACUUUUUGAUUGGUGAGAAAACUAUCAUUGAAGUAAACGGAGAUAUUCAUCACAAUUAAUAGACUAAAUCACAAAUUAGAUAAAACUUUCUAUAAAAAUUAUUCUAUUUAAAAAUCUAAAACUACUAAGUUAUAAUAAUAGACUCAAAUGAAUAUUUACCAAUUAUUAAUGACUCAUAAAAGUUUGAAGAUUUAGUCACUAAGAUUUUGAAAAAUAAAUAAAUAAUUUCUAAAGUUUGAAACUUUUACCAUCUUCAAUUUACUACAAAAAAAUAAACAAUUA